Messenger RNA from Annulohypoxylon truncatum, 1938 nucleotides. RefSeq names its product FAD/NAD(P)-binding domain-containing protein. Bases 188 to 1669 code for a protein of 493 amino acids. Lineage: Eukaryota; Fungi; Ascomycota; Sordariomycetes; Xylariales; Hypoxylaceae. The transcript has 2 exons. The record is from RefSeq and is a predicted model, not a curated record. Gene Ontology annotation, molecular function: flavin adenine dinucleotide binding; N,N-dimethylaniline monooxygenase activity; NADP binding.
AUGGAGAUACGGGGAUAUACCCCUCACAGAAGAUGUGAUAUACGACAGCAUCUUGCUAUAAACCUAGGUUACCUACCUGGUAUGUAGGUAGGUAGUAAAGGUAGGACGAGAUGCCAAUAGAUUUCAUAUCUCAACUCGACCUUCUGAAAAUCUGUCAAUCAAGAGAUUAUAGUGCUUAAGAUACACCAUGGUCCAGUCAACGAAAGGAAUGAACUGUGCCUCUGAGGCAGUGGAUGUGGUCAUCGUCGGUGCCGGAGUAUCAGGCAUAAACACUGCAUACCGGCUCCUAACAGAGUUCCCUGGUGUACGGCUCACUAUCCUCGAGGCUCGGGACGAUAUUGGUGGAACUUGGGAUUUGUUUAGAUUUCCCGGAGUCAGAUCAGAUUCCGACCUUUAUUCAUACGGUUUCACCUGGCACCCUUGGCCGUUCCCCCAGCCCGUUGCUGAAGGCCCUCUUAUCAAACAAUACUUGAAGGACUGUGCCUCCCAGCACGGCGUGAGCCAGUAUAUACGGUUACAGCACAAGGUAUUGAGUGCAGAUUGGUCACAGGACGUCCAGGAAUGGACAGUGACCGUCAACCAUGACGAUCUACUCAUAAACAUUACGGCAAACUUUCUUGUCCUGGGUUCAGGCUACUAUGACUACAACACUCCGCUUCAGACGGUGAUUCCUGGGUUGGAAAACUUCAAAGGAAAGGUCAUCCAUCCACAGUUUUGGCCGGCUAACUAUGAUCAUCAAAACAAAAAGAUGGCCGUCAUCGGAAGCGGAGCUACAAGUGUCAGUCUAUUCCCUGCCUUAGCAGAAACAGCCGCGCAAGUAACCAUAGUGCAGCGAAGUCCGUCCUAUGUUAUCUCUACCUCGCAUUUGGGUCCGCUACUGUCUCCCUUGCUGGAAUUCCUGCGCUUCCCUUCAUCCUGGCGAAGCUGGUUGGAAAGGAUAUGGAUCACAUUCCUGCAUCAAAUUAUAGCACUGCUCACCGAAUAUUUUCCUACACAAUCGAGGGCCUUUCUUCGGAAGUUAACGAUCCCACAAUUGCCAAAGGGGUACGACCACGAUAUUCAUUUCAACCCUACGUACAACCCUUGGGAGCAACGUCUAUGUAUAUGUCCCGACGGUGAUUUCUUUCAGUCACUCCAUAAACCAAAUGCCAGUAUCGUCACAGGACUGAUCGAUAGGGUCACGGAUGACUCCAUCAAAAUGCAAGACGGCACAGUGAUUGAUGCAGACGCCAUCGUGACAGCCACGGGAAUUACGAUGAAACUCGGCGGGGAUAUCGACAUAUCAGUCGACGGCAAGAAGAUAAGGUGGGAAGACAGAAUCAUAUGGAACGGCUGUAUGCUUAAUAAUGUUCCAAACUUGGUGUUCGUCUUCGGAUACACGAAUUUCGCAUGGACUUUGGGCGCUGACAACACUGCACGUACUCUCAUCCGUCUUAUGAAGUUGAUGAAGUCGAAGGGGUUUAAGUCUGCGAUCCCGCGACUCCCAGGCCCCGGCUUUAUCGAGACACAGAGGAUGUGGCGCUUGAACUCAACUUAUUCUGUACGAGCCUCUCGCUACCUUCCCAAAUAUGGAACAACGGGGCCGUGGAAGCCGAGAAUCCACGCAUUUCUUGAUGAGGCAACUUCCCGAUGGGGAAGCGUGACGGACGGGUUGGAAUUUACCGUUUAAUUUUCUUCCAGCCGGUGGGAUAAGUGGAAAGGGACGGCCUAAGCAGACUGGGCCUAGGUGUAGGUUCGCCACACGCACAUACCAAACGACCUGGAGGAUACACCAUGGCGAUACAAGGGGAGUUAACGACGGAGAUAACAACUAGGUCACAGACCACCGGUAGUUGGCAUAGAUUGAUUCUGGCUGUUUCGGGUUUUUUGGAGAGGGCUACCGCUUCUAAUAUAUAAUAUGGACAUAAGCACUACGCUUCGAAAUACAAUACUAGUUUG